AUGGUUUGAUAAUAAAUAAAUAAAUAAAUAAGAAGAGAUUUUGGAAGUUAUUCAAUAUGUUUUCUGGAACCAUGAUGAUGGUCUCGCUGAGAUCCUUCAGUGGGGUCUCUCCAUAUCCGUCAAAGUAUCCAUUGGUUUACAGAAACAGGCAAACGGCUCCAAGGACUACUAUCUACAUGAGCACUCAAACACAAGCAGUUCCCUCCAGAACCCAGAGGAUAAUGGAAAGCAUUUCAGUUGGUGGUGAGGCUGGGGGUGCAUACUCCUAUAAUGCCUUGAAGAGGUUGGACAAAAUUUGGUCAAGCAUUUGCUCUACUCAAGCCGUUCAGCAAGAACCACAGCAGGUAGUUUCGAGCUUUCCCGGUGUGUUUAGCUAGUCUGUUCUUGC
Molecule: messenger RNA, 388 nt
Organism: Hibiscus syriacus
Lineage: Eukaryota; Viridiplantae; Streptophyta; Magnoliopsida; Malvales; Malvaceae
Exons: 3
Coding region: 57-377 (106 amino acids)
Source: RefSeq, a predicted model, not a curated record